Nylanderia fulva is the source of this 1845-nucleotide messenger RNA. RefSeq names its product tubulin tyrosine ligase-like 15 (gene TTLL15). Gene Ontology annotation, biological process: protein modification process. Lineage: Eukaryota; Metazoa; Arthropoda; Insecta; Hymenoptera; Formicidae. The record is from RefSeq and is a predicted model, not a curated record.
GAGAAACCGGUUUUCUUUCCAAAGACUGGAAGGCGGUCCUAUGCCUAUCCACGUGGAAGGCCGUCGAUGAAGCGGGGAUAAGUUACAACGGUACUUUCACAUGAUGCUUUGCAUUGUUCAAAAGUACUGCGAACUGUACAGUUGAGUUAAGUCUAGUCACGUUUAAAUCAAAAUUGCCAUGUCAGGCGAAAAUAGAGAUGACAGAAAGGAGAAUGAAAAGGAAACUCAAUGCAUUAUAAGAAAACAAAUCAUGAAUUUGAAGAUGAAGGUAAUUUUAAGGAUUAUUCUAUCUUCUGUAGUGGGCCCAUUGAUCCUUUACGGUAUAUUUUUUACCUAUCAAACGUACUCGGGACGUCUAUUUGAAAGACCAGUGACAAUAAACUUAAAAGAGGAUCGACCUAAAUUCUGGAUCUACACCAAGAGCAACGACACCGGUUAUUUGAAACAUGUAUAUGCGGUGCUCCAACGACUUGGUUUCCAAGAAAGCGAUAACAAAUCUGAUUGGGAUCUAUUGUGGGCCCACGAUUAUCCUUUUCGCGUGUUGUCGACGAGUUUAGGUAAACUGCGGGACCAUCAGAAGGUCAACCAUUUCCCCGGUUGCGGCUACAUUACAAACAAGGUGGAUCUGUCGACGUCACGUGGCGGACGAUAUAUACCUGCGGCAUUCAAGAUACCCGAGGAUCGGCAAGCUUUCCUCGACUACGUCAAGUCAAAUCCCACGAAGCAGUUCGUACAGAAAUCGAACGAUCAUCGAGGCAUCCGCAUUCGCGACAACGAUGACACUAAUUUCACCGAUGGCACCUUCGUUCAAGAGUUCAUCGAACAGCCGUUCCUCGUCGAUGGCUACAAAUUCGACAUCGGCGUGUACGUUGUCAUCACGUCCGUAGAUCCGUUGCGGCUAUAUGCCUACAAAGGCGACGUACUCUUCCGUUUCUGUCCGGUGAAAUAUUAUCCUUUCGAUCCAGAAGUCCUAGACAAGUACGUGGUCGGUGAUGAUUAUCUACCGAUUUGGAAUGUACCGUCCUUGAAGAAAUACUACACUGAACUUGGGUUCUCGAUGAAAGAUUCGUUCGACGCGUAUGUCAAAGAGCACGGAAAGAAUCCGUAUGAGAUGUGGGAGCGAGUGUACGAUGCCAUCCGAGAAGUCGUCUUGAUGAAGGAGACGCAAAUCAGAGAAGUUUCCAAACGCUUCGGCAACGGCAGAAACUUCUUCGAGCUCGUGAGAUUCGAUUUAGCUCUUGAUGAAGACUUGAAUGUCUACAUGAUGGAAGCAAACAUGUCCCCGAAUCUGUCUUCUGCGCAUUAUCCACCAAAUCAAUUGUUGUACGAACAAGUCAUAUUCAAUACGUUUGCAUUGAUUGGUAUUGGCAAGAGAAUCAGAAGAGAAUCCUUGAAGACUAGAAAUAAAACAGAGGAAGAAAUGGAAGUAGCGAAUAAAAAUAUCGUGGUACUACCAGAGCUCUGCAAGAAAUGCGAGGAUUGCUUUCAUAUAGAAUGCCAGUUGUGUAGACCAUGCUAUACUUUGGAAACAAAGCUUAUUCUGUCGCAGAGUUAUCUUGAACACCAGAAUCAGAUGGAUUUUCAAAGAAUCUUCCCACCUCCAAUUACAAAAGACAUAGCGCUAAAAAAUUAUACAUUGAGAAAUCAAUUACUCAUUAGAUGGUAUCAAGGAAAGUGCGAAUUGGAUAUGAUGUGGUGUAGUUGACAAUCAUAUGAUAAAGUUAGAAGCUUAUUUUGUAAGUAAUAUACAUGAAUAUUUAUUGCAGAUAUAUAAAACUGUAUAUAUAUAUAGUAUUCUCUAUGAAUGAGAGCAUUAAAUGAAAAACUAUUUAAAUACAUAAAAAA